Molecule: messenger RNA, 1533 nt
Organism: Aplysia californica (California sea hare)
Lineage: Eukaryota; Metazoa; Mollusca; Gastropoda; Aplysiida; Aplysiidae
Source: RefSeq, a predicted model, not a curated record
UCAACUUUCCUUUGCGGAAGAGACUACAGCAAUUUCACCACGAUGAAGAUUUCACUGCUCUUGGCAGUUUGCCUUGCUGGUUUUAUCAGCAUGGCAAAAAGUGCCCCCCGUGCCCAGACCCCGGCGCCGACGCUGGCGGAAUUGAAUGCCAAACAAAAGCAGUUGGAGAGCACCAUUGACGCGAUGACCACCCAGAUAAUGCAAGCGCAGCUCUUUCUCGAGGAAAGAAUUCGCUCAGAUGGCUCGUCCGGAAUCAAGGCAGUGCGGCUGUACCAUGAGGGUACCAGCGCGUUCUAUGAAGACAACCAUAUCGGCAACGGGGCCCUCUCCAUGCACGAUCACGCCAACUAUGACCGAACAGUCGGACUAGGUGAGUUCGUCGCUGUGAUGAACGGAGUGGAGUUCAGAACACGUCACAAUGACUACAAGCUGAGAAUGCCACUCAAGCACGGCAAGUACCAUGAGACAGAGUACAUCCCCUUUCCAGAUGUGCCGCCAUCAGUGCUCAGACAGGGUACUGUUCCGAAACAAGUGGAGGAGAUGCAGGAGUAUUUCCGCGCCUUCAGGGACCAGAACGUGACCCACCGUGACUACCGUGACUACUUCAAGGCUAACUUGUGUGUGGCGGAAGGAUCCUGGACACUGAGUACUAACACCCUUAAUGAACCCUUCCAGAGUGACCGUCAUCAUAUCGACGCCACAAGCUGGCAAGAUUUGCAGGACAAGGUCCGGUUCACCUCAUACACAGGCACCAAGAGUCGACUGGAGAACUUCUCGUGGCUGCCCACCAAGUUUUACGGUCAGGAGAAUGGCGUUCCCAAGGUGGCCCAGUGGAACUAUCGCAUUAUCUGCAACCCCAUCGGGCGAAACCUCCCGACCUCGUACUUCCAGCAACAAGACGACCUGGCUCACCGGUUGAGCCGCGGGCGGACCCUAGAGGAGAUCAAGAAAUCAAGAGCAGCCAGGUUCAAGCUGAACGAGUUCUCCAUGCAGAGGUCAGUCAGCCACCGUGGAUACAAUGAUAAGAACUUGUGGGUGGCCUUCAACACUCAACCCAAUGUCAUGCCCCUUUCCGCCAAAAGCUGCUCCGACAAAUGGCAUUGCUUGAACGUUUCACAGAGAGUAUCCUACGCAAUACCCCUUGAAAUCAUCUACAUGACCCCUCUCUUGAGCUGGAACCCCCACCACGUUGCUUACACUGGCACCACCCCAAGUCCACAGGCUGCCGCUGUAACGGCGAAUGGCAGAAAUGGUGGCAUAGACAAACACACAGCCUACAACGGAACUCACAAGUCCAUAUUUUACAGGACGCCAGCAGACUUUUACGCGACCGGAAAGGUAGAGGCAGACAAAGCUGACACAGCCAAAGGGUCUGUCGGUGUUCUCGACAAGCAAGGAAACGUGCACUCCAUGGCAAGCUCGGGUGUACGUGUGCUCACCCCGUCCAUUGGUGGAAACGUAGGCCAAGUCAGAACGCGCUAUCCCAUCUUCCCUGUACACGCGGAAGGAAGUUCUAGUGGCGUUGAGCUCUCG